This is a messenger RNA of Lactuca saligna, 477 nucleotides long. Lineage: Eukaryota; Viridiplantae; Streptophyta; Magnoliopsida; Asterales; Asteraceae. The record is from the annotation of a GenBank genome assembly.
AUGUUUACUGGUCAUGAUUUCUCUGGAAUGGAUUUACAUGGGUGUUAUGAAUUUCUAGAAAGGUUUGUUGGAGACCUUUUUGAGAUACUUUAUUACUCAGCACGUGAUCUCACUAUAGCAAAUGGUCUUAGGGUAAUAAUUAACGAAAUGGAUUAUCACGUGUUUAUCGAUGUUGAAGGUACUCUUAUUGAGCAUUAUGCUAAGCUCUGCUUUUGUGGAGAGGAAAUUAAAAGAUGCAACACUGGUUCAAUAGUCAGCAUGGAUGUUGUUACAAUGUCAGAUAGAACUAAUAAUUUUAGUAAGUAUUAUGUUUGUUUUGAUGGUGUAAAGAAGGGGUGGUUAGAAGGGUGCAGGAAGGUGAUUGGAAUUGAUGGUUGCUUUUUGAAAGGGUAUGUUACUGGUGAGUUGCUUUGUGCUGUGGAGAGAGAUGCUGGGGACCAAAUAUACCCAAUUGCCUGGGGCAGUGGUAUGUGUUGA